Messenger RNA from Cylindrotheca closterium, 732 nucleotides. Lineage: Eukaryota; Bacillariophyta; Bacillariophyceae; Bacillariales; Bacillariaceae. The record is from the annotation of a GenBank genome assembly.
AUGACGACAAAAUCAAUGCCAAAGAGAAGGAGACCACGAAGAGAAAUUCCAGAGGAUCUUACGAACCUUUACCUUGAAAAGGGUUCUGUUCCAAGCAGUCUUGACGUGAUCACCAGAGGUCGAGACUUCCAACACACGUAUGAAAAGAACCAGCGAUACUGGCGUCGGAUUCUUUCUGAGCGCAAGGGAUACAUGCAAUUGAGCAAAUAUGAACAUGAAGCGAGAAAUGCAAUUGUCGAAUCCAUCUAUGAUUAUGUUCGCUCAUCGGGAGGACGAUUCCUUCAAUUGGAUGCCAAGUCUGGACAAUGGUUCCAACUUCCCAAGAAGGCUUCCAUGCACGAGAUUCAACAAGCUCUGAAUGAACGAUAUGUUCCUUACUUUGCGCGAUCGCAACCGCAACCGCAAUCAUCAGCUCCAAAGAAGGCUUCGCGCCCCGACACUUCGGCAUUUGCUGCAUUCCUCACGAAUGCCUCCUCUGCGCCAAAACCAACAACCACCAGCAACUUUUUCAGCAACUUCAGCCAAUCUUCCUUGCAAUCAUCAACGGGAUCUAUUGACUUUAUGGCGUGCAUCAACAACAACAACAACAACAACAACAACAUGAGCAAUGCUACUUACCUGCAACGAGUUCCAAAAUUGAAAUCGAUGAAUGCCUACUUGGAAGACCACAUGAACUCUGCGUUUUCCAACAGCAUGAAUAACUCCAACAGCUCGCUGGUCGAAGUAAUGUAA